Symbiodinium natans is the source of this 1857-nucleotide messenger RNA. Lineage: Eukaryota; Dinophyceae; Suessiales; Symbiodiniaceae. The record is from the annotation of a GenBank genome assembly.
AUGGCAUGCUGCAGUAGCACUGCGGCGCGUGCUUUGACACCCUUGGCGCAGUACGCAAAAUCCCUCAACGUGCAGCUCGAUGGCUUGGAGCUGCACAUGGAGUUCCCCAUGUACACGGUAUCUUUAGGCACCUUACUGGAGAUGAGCCACUUAGAGCCUCACGAGGCGCUCAAGGAAAGAGGUCUCUUGGUCGAGUUCCACAGGAAGAUGGGAAAGGCAGUUUUUGUUUCACACCAGUGGAUUGAAGCUCAUCAUCCAGACCCGGACUGUACUCAGCUGAGGGUUCUACAGGAUGCUUUGAGGACAGUCAUCGGGAACUUGCAAAGCAUUCCCGUGGAUGUUGUGAGCGAGACUCUAAAUCAUGGCAGGCCCCUGCCGACAUCUGAGCUUCUGGCUGAGCCGCUCUUUUUCUGGUACGACUACUUCUCUGCCCCCCAGAAGGAAGAGCGAAGCAAGAGCUAUCUGCAGCUAGCCAUCAACAGUAUACCGGCCUUCGUGAACGCGUGCUCCUUCUUCUUUGCGCUCGUACCGGUCUUGGAGAACUCACGUGGGACCAACGUGAUUUCUCCCGGGAGCUGGCAUGGCCGCGGGUGGUGUAGAUUAGAAAGGACUUGCCGUGAGCUCUCCGAAGAUCACGACUGGAUCGUUGUGAAAAGCCCUUCAGACCUUGAGCUCAUCUCAGGUGCAGUGGCAUCCACUCGGGCUGGGUCUGGGCCAGUGGGCGAAGGUGCUUUCACCGUGCCAGAGGACCGCUUGAAGCUGGGGCCAGUUCUCAUGACGGCGCUGAAGCGGAAGUUGAAGAGGCUCCUGGAAACACAGGACUUCCCAGGCUAUCGUGCAUUCCUCAACCAGCAACGUGCGCUUUUCAGAGGCUUGGAGUGUGAUGCCUUUGAACCCGUCCCGGGCUUUGAUCAGAUCGGCUUUGAUCAGAUCGAUCUGAAAUCCCCAUGGCGCGCCAUGAAGUUCUUCCACCAGAAUGGUUUCCGCAACGUCUCGGACACUGACCGCUGUGGGUGGAUGCCUCUCCACUAUGCUGCGGUGAACGGGGAUCCAUUACUGGUGAAAGAUUUGCUCCUGCUUCGUGCAGAUCCAGACCAAGGCACCAAGAAAGUUCAUCCGGCCUUUGGCUUUGAAACCGGGAUGCUGCCUCUUAGCAUCUCUUGCCUGUUCAGGAACACUGAGCUUGUCCAGCUUCUCAUAUCCACCAAAGCUAGCGUGGCCAGCAACGUUGUAAUUCACGGACCUCUACAUUGCGCAGCGGCUCGGAGCACCAGAGAAUCCAUCCGGAUUCUCUUGGAGGCUCGGUGCAGCCCGCUGGAACAAAAUUCCUUUGGUGGGACGAUCCUCCAAAUGGCUGCUUAUUACGGAUCGUCUGAGGCCAUCGAUGAGCUCCCACGACAUGUGAAUACUGCCCUGAAUGCUUCCGAAGCUCUUCACAGUGCCGCCCUGGGCGGGGCGGGCGCCGAGGUGGUCCAUCGGCUAGUUGAGAUGAGAGCAGAUGUGAACAUUCAGACGGACGAGCACUUUCGGCGCAAGCCACUCAUGCGAGCCGUGUACACAUUGCUGACCCUACAACACCGCUUUUACAAGGUCACGCCUUUCUCCAGGAUCAUGUAUCAUGCGGAAGGAGCAACCCCCUUGAUGGUGGCUAUACUCGCCUGCAACCAUGAAUGCGCUGCAGCUCUGAUAGCCGCAGGAGCACAGGUCAAUCUGCGGAAUGCGCGAGGAUGCGCCGCGGCAGAUUUCAUCAUCGGGCAUUCGUUGCCAGAUUUCCUCCGGGAGGCGUUUGAAGGAAAAGUGGAGGCAUGCCACAGGGUGUCACUGCUGGCACGUGGCUGGGUGGAGCUGACGUUGUAA